This is a messenger RNA of Caenorhabditis remanei, 840 nucleotides long. RefSeq lists its product as uncharacterized. Bases 1 to 840 code for a protein of 279 amino acids. The record is from RefSeq and is a predicted model, not a curated record. Lineage: Eukaryota; Metazoa; Nematoda; Chromadorea; Rhabditida; Rhabditidae. The transcript is spliced from 4 exons.
AUGAAUAAAUUCUUGGAGCAACUGGAAAUUUUGAAAACCACGUUUUCAGAACUCCCGGAAGAGUGCCUGAUAGAUGCGAUAGAGCGAAUGGAUCAAACUGUUGAGCAGCUCUCUCGAAGUGUUGUGUUCGUAGAGGGAGAUCCACAAGCGGAUUAUCUGGCUGAUAUGGGGAAAGAUGUAGUGCAAGACUUCCUCCACACAACCGACUUUGAUUUCUUCUCAUCCGCCCCCUCCACGUCAUCAAAUGACUUUCCCAUCCAAUUUCCAAAUUUCCCAUCCACGGAUAUUCAACAGAUUGCAGCGUCACCAUUAUAUUGUUACACGUGUGGCGAGGGUUUCAAUAAUCGGAAAGCACUGUAUCGCCACGGAAAAUCAACGAAUCAUAGUACGAGGCCAUCGAAAUGUCAUCAAGAAGUGGAAGCACAGGGAGAAGAGAUUCAGAAGACAUUAAGAAUUCAAACAAGUUCAGAUUCAGACGAGCGACGACCAGUUGAGAAUCUGAAUAGUCUGAGGGGACCGUGUGAUAUAUCGCUGGCAGCAUUGCAUUUGGGGCAGGAGGAUUUCUUGGAAAGCACGAGUUUUCUGGAAAAUUCUGAGCAUGACGAGGACGGCGAGUCGAAUAUCAGUUGCUUCGAAUGCAAACGAAUUUUCACAAAUCGAAAAGCGUUGUAUAGACACGGUCAACAAACCAACCACCGUCUCCGCCUGAGAAGAGCAACAAAGGUGAAAGGAGGGCCCAUUCGAUGCACUAAAUGUAAAUACAGCACUGAUAAAUCAAUGAAUUUUCGAGCCCAUCUCCGUCGGAAUCACAGCGAGACUCCCCGCGAUAAUGUGUUCUAA